This is a messenger RNA of Gekko japonicus, 1774 nucleotides long. RefSeq names its product 2,4-dienoyl-CoA reductase 1, mitochondrial (gene DECR1). The transcript has 10 exons. Gene Ontology annotation, cellular component: mitochondrion. The record is from RefSeq and is a predicted model, not a curated record. NCBI's taxonomy places the organism in Eukaryota, Metazoa, Chordata, Lepidosauria, Squamata, Gekkonidae. Bases 262 to 1275 code for a protein of 337 amino acids. Gene Ontology annotation, molecular function: 2,4-dienoyl-CoA reductase (NADPH) activity. Gene Ontology annotation, biological process: fatty acid beta-oxidation.
GGGCAGCGGCUGCUUUUACCCGGCUGCAAGCGGGGAUGAGAGCAUUAAAAGUAACCGAGAAAUCCAGCCGCCACACAAUGACGACAAUAACCGAGGAAGAAGGCAUUGCCCGUUUGCACUCGUUCACGGUGGAAUUCUGAGUAGGCGUGUCUUCAUGAGACCAUCAAAUGGCUCCGCCCAAUACCGACCCUUUUGUACACAGAGUAGGGCCUGUUUAGGAAUCUGCACACAUCCCCUUUUUUGGCCCCUCUCCGGCAAAACAUGGCGGCGGCUCUGGGAGUGAGGAGCGGGUCGUGGAUGAAAUUGUUUCCGCAGUUUUUUUCGGCCACUACCACACGGCUUUUGAGCCAUGGAACAAAAGUGAUGUAUCAAAGCGAUACUCCUCGGGCUGCCUUCUUUUCACCCCUUCAGAAAGUAAUGUUGCCACCAAAUGCUUUUGAAGGGAAAGUGGCCUUUAUCACAGGUGGAGGUACAGGCAUUGGCAAAGGAAUUACAACUGUUCUUUCUCAAUUGGGAGCAGAAUGUGUUAUAGCAAGCCGGAAACUUGAUGUAUUGAAACAAACUGCAGAAGAAAUUUCUUCUAAAACUGGAAAUAAGGUUCAUGCAGUUCAGUGUGAUGUGAGGGACCCAAAUUCUGUUAGCAAUGCAGUUUCACAGUUAAUUAAAGAGGCUGGACAUCCCAGUGUUAUUAUAAAUAACGCAGCUGGAAACUUUAUUUCUCCUUCUGAACGCCUUUCUGCAAAUGCAUGGAAGACAAUCACUGAUAUCGUCCUUAACGGGACAGCCUAUGUAACUCUGGAAAUAGGAAAAGAACUGAUUAAAGCACAAAAAGGGGCAGCAUUCCUAGCCAUUACAACUAUCUAUGCAGAAAGCGGGUCUGGAUUUGUAUCACCAAGCGCCUCUGCCAAAGCAGGCGUAGAAGCACUGUGCAAGUCUCUUGCAGCUGAAUGGGGUAGAUACGGCUUGAGAUUCAACAUAAUCCAACCAGGCCCAAUAAAGACAAAGGGAGCUUUCUCUCGUCUUGACCCAACUGGCUCAUUUGAGAAAGGGAUGAUUCAGAGGAUUCCUUGUGGCCGCCUGGGAACUGUAGAAGAAAUUGCCAAUCUCGCCACCUAUCUCUGCAGUGAUUAUGCGAGCUGGGUUAACGGAGCAGUCAUUAGAAUGGAUGGUGGCGAAUAUGUCUUCAUGGCUGGGGAGUUCAAUGACCUACACAAGGUUACCAAAGAGCAGUGGAAUGUGAUGGAAGAGAUGAUAAGGAAAACCAAAGGCUCAUAGUUUGGAGGGGAUGGGGUUACUACUUUUUGCCCAUUUUUUUUCAAAAGUACUGUAAUCAGUUAAUUCAAUACAGAAAUGAAACUAAACAUGGUCAAGACUUACGUGUGCGGGCCGGAGAGGGCUGGAGGAGGCUCCCCCCUGCUCUUUUUGCCUAAUGGACGGCAAAGGCGGGAGCCUUGGGCGACUACAUUGGCUGGCCCCGUGUCAUCUGGAAUCAGCCCAGUUGGCCAGUUUGAAUUUCAGCAGGCGCUGAAAAGCGGUGACGUAGAGCCUGCCUGGAGUGAUUUAAGCCAUGUUGCUGGUAGGGUCCGGCAGUGUGAUUCUUGUUGGAUCCCCACCCACCAUCUCCUUGUGAUACCAAUAAUAUUUGUCACCCCUGGGUUUUCCUCAGCAGGCGGGUUGCAGGACGUUGUGAUUGAGCGGCAGGCAGGUCGCUUGAUUCUCCAGGAUCCAGCCCCAUGCUUUGUCAGUGCUCCUUGGUCUAUAUUCAAUAAAAACA